AUGGGCAACCAAGCUCUUCAGAUCAACAACGACCAGGUCAAUGGCGCCCACGCCGACAUUGCCAUCACCACCCAUGGCUCCGACUUUUACUGGGCGGUCUGCGCCGUCAUGACCGUCGCGACCUUCGCCUUCGUUGGCCUCGCUGGCACCAAGAAGCGAUCUGACCGUAUCUUCCACUACAUCACCUCCGGUGUCACCAUGGUCGCCGCUAUUGCAUACUUCUCCAUGGCGUCCAACCUCGGCUGGACCUCCAUCGACGUUGAAUUCGUGCGUAGCGACCCUGUUGUCAGUGGUUUCAGCCGUGAGAUUUUCUACGUCCGAUACAUUGAUUGGUUCAUCACCACCCCUCUCCUGCUCUUGGACCUGAUGCUCACGGCUGCCAUGCCAUGGCCAACCACCCUCUGGAUCAUCCUGAUCGACUGGGUCAUGAUCAUCACCGGUCUCGUCGGCGCGCUGGUCUCCUCAAGCUACAAGUGGGGCUACUUCGUAUUCGGAUGCGUCGCUCUCUUCUGGAUCGUCUACGUCCUCGUCUGGGAAGCCCGCAUCCACGCCAACGGCGUGAGCAGUGACGCGGGUCGCGCCUUCCUGUUCUGCGGCUCUCUGACCGCUUUCCUCUGGAUCCUGUACCCCAUCGCCUGGGGUCUCGCUGAGGGUGGCAACGUCAUCGCCCCAGACUCCGAGGCCGUCUUCUACGGUAUCCUCGACAUGCUUGCCAAGCCCGGUUUCGGUGCUCUGCUCCUCUGGGGCCACCGCAACAUCAGUCCAGCUUCGCUCGGCCUCGCCAUCAAGGACUACGGCUCCGACGACCACACCGUCAUCGAGAAGAAGGACGGCCACCACACCAAUGGCCACAGCACUGGCGUCACCAACGGCACCAACGGCGUCGACGGUACCAAUGGCGUGACUGCCACCAAUGGCCACACCACUGCUGAGCAGGUCGUCUAA
This is a messenger RNA of Zasmidium cellare ATCC 36951, 945 nucleotides long. RefSeq lists its product as uncharacterized. Gene Ontology annotation, cellular component: endoplasmic reticulum; plasma membrane. The transcript is spliced from 3 exons. NCBI's taxonomy places the organism in Eukaryota, Fungi, Ascomycota, Dothideomycetes, Mycosphaerellales, Mycosphaerellaceae. The record is from RefSeq and is a predicted model, not a curated record. Gene Ontology annotation, biological process: monoatomic ion transport. The coding region runs from base 1 to 945 and encodes 314 amino acids. Gene Ontology annotation, molecular function: monoatomic ion channel activity.